Molecule: messenger RNA, 5330 nt
Organism: Menidia menidia (Atlantic silverside)
Lineage: Eukaryota; Metazoa; Chordata; Actinopteri; Atheriniformes; Atherinopsidae
Source: the annotation of a GenBank genome assembly
GUCGGCUCCCUUGAAAGUGAGUUAUCGUCCACAUUUCGAUAGAACACUAGGGUUUACAUAGUAUAAGAAAUGUAUAUUUCUGGAUUUCUUCCGUGCCCCUUUACAAGGUCGUAUUUACUUUCGGUUGACAGGCUUAUAACAUGUCAUACUCUUGCUGGGAUUUCACGGGAAGGUCACUAAUAUGUAAGACACUGAAUAGACGUGUUAGCUAUUGUUAGCUUAAAGUACCUAUGCAUUUGUGCUAUUUAUCUGUCUUUCUGUAUAAGGGGUGUAUUAACAGCCCUCAGGGGCUGUAUAUUUAUUUUGUUUAAUUUCUGUACAUUCCAUAUUUUUUGUGACUAAAAAGGAAGGGCAGAAGGGAUAAAGACGGAGAAAGCCUGAAUAGCCACAGCUCUUGUCCUCCUAUCCCACCUCCUCUUCCUUGUGCAGACUCUAUACAGAUGCUGCCAGCGGUCAGCUCAACUCGUUGUUGCUAGGCGACCAUGGAGCUCCAGCUCUGUAACUCCUCAUCACCUUGUCUCGAGGCUCCUUCUCAUCCUCACCCAGCGUUUCUAUGAUGUAGAAAUGCUCUUUAACUGGAGAUCGCAGAUGGUUAGAAAGCGUCUUCAGAGGAAGAAUAUUUACUAUGGCUACACAAAAAGCUUUUAUGGGCCAGACAUAGCAUCUGCUUAUUAUAUCUUGAGUCUGGGGGGAGGAUUUAGGUAUGUUGGCCAGUCAGAAUGGUUCCAUUCAGACCAUAGGGGUAAAUUCAGCUGGGAUUUCCUGAAUCACAAAGACACACCUCUAGAGGAAGUGGACAUGAGCAACACAGUCAUCAACUACACAGGACUGCUUAACCUCGAGAACCAGCACCGUCUACGGACUCUGAAAUUGCAAGGGUGUCCUGAAGUGGAUGACUGGUUCCUGGCUAGACUGCAUGUUUUCCAGGAAUCUCUAGAGGAACUGGACAUUUCUCACUGUGCGCAUGUCACAACAGGCGGUUUGUGUGCACUCAGGAAUCUCAAGGGGCUGAAGCAUCUGAAUGUGUCAUCCCUACCAGGGAUUCCCAGUCCUGGUUUAGUGAUCAUCCUGCUGGAGGAGAUGUUACCACAGUGUCAGAUCACAGCGGAAGGUUAUGACCUCAGCGUAAGGCAAGAAGUACAUUUGAACAUGGACGAAUAAGUGCAGAGACAGAGGCAGCGCAGAGAUGGGGCCAACAGUCUGUACUGAAAAAGCUCCUGUGCCAUCACUUAAAGUGUGAGCUUUUAAAUUAAACUUGUCAUAUGUAUAUGGAAUUCCAUGUGUAGUCUUAGUCUGCAUUUCAUGUUUGCUGCAAAACCUCAGAAUCAGUUUGAUGGUAACAUUUUAUUUGGUAAGAUUGUUGGUGAAAUUGAAAUCAUUGAUGUCUCAUUCAAACUGCAUUUUGUCUGCGAUUACUUUUUUGUUGAGUGUAAACACUUGUGUAAAUGUACAUAAUAAAGACUCAAAUUGGUUAAAUUUUACAUUUGCAUCAAGUGUACAGAAUAAUGGAAACCACGUGGCCACACAUCAUAGUAUGCAUCAAUGUCUAAUCUUCAUUGUGGAAGCUUAUGUGUGAAAUCUAAAGCCCAUAAUCCAGUAUGAGCCUUGUUCCUGCAGCAGUGAUAUCACUCAAAGUGUGCUAAAGAAAAAGCCAUAAGACAAGGGUGACUACGCCUGAAGAAACCACUCCUAUAUAUGUAUGUAAAGAUUUAAAGUAAUUUGGUAGACAUGCUUGAUUUGGACGGAUCAUAUUCAGAAGCUAGCUCUUUUUUUCCCCGGCUCAACUACAGUUGUCUGGAGUAUUGUAUUAAACAUAAACAUUUUAAAUAUAUGUAUUUGCCCACGUUUCUGUCAAAGCAGGUUUGAUUCAUGCAUUUUGAUUUUACGAAAGAGCUAUUCUGUAAUGAGCAGUAGGAAUUAUCGUGCCAUUUCUGCUGUGUUGCGAUAAACACGGACACUAUUUUUUGACGGACAACAUCAAGGCGGAACAGCUGAGUGGGAGUCGCGUUAAAGAUCCGUGUUGCAGCUUUUUUAAGUUUUAGGUAUAUAAAUCGAUUGUCAUCUGUCUCCUUGUGGUGUAAGGGUAUCAGCAGACGGAUACAUGUCUGAUGCAACAGAACUUCCUAAAAAGGAAGAAAAGUUGGAGGUUACUCCUGAACCAGAGGAGCAAUCCGACGAAAGCAGUGAGGACGAGGCUGUGGGAGAAACAGAAAUGGACUUCCUGCGCAACCUCUUCUCCAGUACUCUGGGGCUCGGUUCAACAGAAAAAGUUCUGGAUGAGCUAACUCUGGAAGGAGUGGCGCGAUACAUAAAGAGCGGCAAAUGUAAAAACAUUCUUUGCCUGGUUGGAGCAGGAAUAUCCACUUCUGCUGGGAUCCCAGACUUCCGCUCACCAGGAACUGGCCUAUAUGCGAACCUGCAAAAAUAUGACCUACCUUACCCAGAGGCCAUCUUCCAGAUAGAUUACUUUAAGAAACACCCAGAGCCGUUCUUUGCUUUGGCAAAGGAGCUUUACCCAGGACAGUUUAAGCCCACUAUUUGCCACUACUUCAUAAAGAUGCUGAAAGAUAAGGGGAUCCUAAGACGCUGCUACACACAGAACAUAGACACUUUGGAGCGAGUUGCUGGGCUUGAAGGAGACGAUCUAAUCGAGGCUCAUGGAACUUUCUACACUUCGCACUGUGUUAGCUUCUGUUGCAGAAAGGAAUACAAUCUGGACUGGAUGAAAGAAAAAAUAUUCUCUGAUGCCAUCCCAAAAUGUGACAAGUGCAGCAGUUUGGUCAAACCAGAUAUUGUCUUUUUUGGAGAGAACCUUCCUGUCCGAUUCUUCACGUCCAUGAAGAUGGACUUUCCUCGCUGCGACCUUCUUAUUGUUAUGGGGACAUCUUUGCAGGUCCAGCCCUUUGCCAGUUUAGUUGGCAGGGUGUCAAAAAGUUGCCCCAGAGUGCUCAUUAACAUGGAGAAAGCAGGACAGGCUGAUCCCGUCUUAGGGUUGCUUGGUUUUGGAGGUGGGAUGGACUUUGACUCAGACAAAGCUUACAGAGAUGUAGCUCACAUUAGUACUUGCGAUGAUGGCUGUUUGGCAUUCGCUGAACUGUUGGGAUGGAAGGAGGAGCUUCAGGAAUUGGUGAAGCAAGAACAUGCCAGGAUUGACAGUCAAGACGAGAGAGAAAAGGAGAGCAAAGAAUCAGCAGCCAUGGCGAGUUCUGCAUCAGUGGAACCUCAGCCCAAAGCAGAGGAGUAACUUGUUAAAAUGCCUUUGUAUCUUUAAUUAAAGCUACAAAAGUGAUGUCACCAGUCAGGGGGGGGGACCUUGAAAGGAGAUAAAGAUGCCAAGGUUUUUACUUUCUGGAAGUGAAGCUUGAAUUUCGCACUCUGCUUUUAAACCCAAGUACGUUUAAUUCCACUGAGGACAUCUGAUAUCCCUGUGUUUUACGCUACUGUUUAUGCACUUUACUAACAUUACUUUGCUUUCCAUUUGCUCACAUUUGGUCUCAACAGCUAUACAGAAUCUACAACAGUACAACACAAUGUACAACGUUGGUACAUUUCAGCCUCAUGAGUGAAAGUUGGUUAAUGAGGUCGCCACGCUGCAUCAAAGCUAAAAUGGCUGAGGUCUGAAGUGAGAUCAGUUGACGCACCUCAGCUGUUUUCAUAUUCCUACAAUUUGAAUAUUUUUUUUAAUACCAGGCUAUUUAGACACGUUCAUUUUUAAUUUUUUCUAUCUAAAACCAGAGGGACCCAGUCUUGAUAAUGUUUCUGUAUUAGAAAACUGACUUCCUGAUAAUUUAAUACUUUUACCUGUAAAUACAAGAAGAUGAUAAAUUGUGUUUGGACUUCCAAAUAAUAUGUUGAUUUUUAUCCAAGCGUGUAUUUAACACUCACUUUAUGCUCCUCUUUGACUCUUUCUUUCGAAAUAUUUUUUUUCUUUAGUUAUUAUCGAAGUUGAAAUCCUCCUAGCUCUUAACUGAGUUUGCUUUAUGUGUUUGUAUCUAUGAGGAUGAAAAAAGGAAAAGGAGACAAUAAGAAAAAAAAUGCAUGGUCGCCAAAUACAGAGGUGUAAUUGAAAAUAAAAUUCAUUCUUGGAAUGUGAGCUGUGAGAGCAUGGAUUGUUUCAUCAUCAUUGGAUAAUGCCUCACUUUAUGUGCUUCAGAACCGUAAAUUUAAGAAUUUUGUCAGUUGCAAGAAACCCUCAUGAGUCAAGAAAAAGAAGGUAUCGGUAAAUUAUCCUCCGACAUGAAACUCAGAUUACAAUUUUGUUGCCAUAAUGCUAAACACGACAAGGGGUAAAAAAAAAAAAAAGUAAAUGAUGGUAGAUAUUGUACUACAAUCACAUGGCUCAGUUUUAACUAAGCUGAAGUUCAGCCAUGUUAAAGAAGACUCUUAACCCAAAUCAUUCCCUGAGGGUAGGAACGGCAAGAGUGGGAUAGAGAAAACUGAAAUUAAACUAUUUGUUGGAGUAGUCUCGGUCUUUACACUCAGUGGCAAUAUCCUGCUGCUUUUGGCAAUUCAUUUAGCAAGAAUUGGAGAUUGUGGAACUGAUUUCUUAUUUUACGUGAAGUUUCACCAGAUCUGAUGUCAUAUCAUCGUAAACGGUUACAAGCACAACUGUCUUUGCAAUGAAGUAAACUAGAAGUAGUGUCUCCAUCCAGCUAUGGCUACCACCUUUUUUUAGGUCAAUGGUGCUAGCCUCCCAUUUUCAGUUGUUCGUCCACAAGUCCUGUACCAGCCCACUUUACAAGUGGUUUGGAUUGGUUCUUUUAAAGGUGAACAAACAGGCUGUUGAACUUUGCUAUUCAGAGAAUGUAGGUAGUGUCUGAAAAUUCAAAGUAGGAAUGACCAGCCCUAUCACUGUUUUAACCCUAAUCUGUUAUAUUGUAACACAGAAAAAAAUGCAUCUAGAGGAAACGUUAACAUGAGGCAAAAUGUACAUGCAGUGGUUGAAAGUUCUUUCUGUAAUCUCAGGUAUUCAGUAUUGAAUACCACAUUUAGAAGCUAAUCCAAAUAAUCUGUUGAACAAUGACUUCCUUUCACCGAGAAAUCGAUUCCUCUUCACUGUGUUGUUCCAAUGGCAAACAUACUAAGCAAAGUAUACAUCACAUGGCAAUGUUUCAAGAUAUUUUUUCUCUCUCUCUCUUCUUUUUGUCUGUCAGACUUAAAAGUAAGACAGAAUCUUCCCGCACCUUCUACCUGUGCAGUACCAAAUACACAGAACUCAUUGACAAGUCAUGACUGAUGGCAAAAUCCCCCAUGUUUAUAUCUGAUUUUUAGAGGUUGUGUUUUCAACUGAAUGGAAACGUCAUUUUCUCACAAUAACUAAACUUAUUGUU